Molecule: messenger RNA, 3910 nt
Organism: Varanus komodoensis (Komodo dragon)
Lineage: Eukaryota; Metazoa; Chordata; Lepidosauria; Squamata; Varanidae
Product: vomeronasal type-2 receptor 26-like
Exons: 3
Coding region: 2292-3479 (395 amino acids)
Biological process (GO): G protein-coupled receptor signaling pathway
Cellular component (GO): membrane
Molecular function (GO): G protein-coupled receptor activity
Source: RefSeq, a predicted model, not a curated record
UGGCCUUCAUGGCCACCAAGCCAGGGUCUGGCAUGAGGAAGUGGGUGGGGAAAAGACUGGCCACCUCCAUCAUGCUUUCUUGCCCCCUUAUUCAAGCUGGCAUUUGUGCCACAUGGCUUCGCAUCUCUCCCCCAUUCCCAGAGUGGGACAUGCAUUCCUUUCCUGACGAAAUCACUGUGCAAUGCAGUGCUGGCUCUGCCAUCAUGUUGUAUCUGGUGCUGGGCUACCUGGGCCUUCUCUCCCUCAUCAGUUUCCUGGUGGCUUUCUUUGCCAGGAAGUUGCCAGACACUUUCAAUGAAGCCAAGUUCAUCACCUUCAGCAUGCUGCUCUUUUGCAGUGUUUGGUUGACCUUUGUUCCAGCCUACUUGAGCACCAAGGGCAAAAACAUGUUAGCUGUGGAGGUCUUCUCCAUCUUAGCCUCCGGUGCUGGUGUGUUAGGCUGCAUCUUUCCUCCCAAAUGCUACAUUCUUCUCUUCAAGCCUGAGAUGAACAGCAGAGAGCAGCUCACAAGAAGGAAGCAUUAAAGAAUCGAAGAGUAGAAUGGAUUGAAUUAAUUCCUUGUUGUCCAAAGCAUGAACAUCAUCAGAUUAUAUUCAGCUUUCAUCUGAGGGAACCAACAAAUACAUUGAAGUGAAGAGAAUCAAUAUUGUUAUUGAUAGUUGAGGUCAUGUUAAUGAAAGGCAAAGGUAUAUAUGAAAACUCCUCGUAAGCCUGCACAUUUCCCCCCAUUGAUUUGAGUCAGCCUGAGAAUCAAGGUCAUGCUCUUGCUAGAGCAGAUAAUGAAAGACAAGUUCAUUCCUACACCUCUGCAAAGCAUGAAAUUCUGCAAACCAAAUUGGCUUGGGUUGUUUGACCUUAAAUCCAUUACAAGGGAUUGGUGUAUAAAUUUCUAUAAGCCUGCAGGAAGAUUCCAGCCAUGCAUUUUCAUUCCCCUGCUUAGAGGUUUUGACUGAAGCCCUAGGUUUUCAAAGGAGACUUUGAUGAUCUUUGGCUAAACUGCUUUUGUUUUGGACCCUCCUCAAGGAAAGACUGACUUUCCUCUACACAUCCCUUCUCUGUCUGUCAUCAAAGCUGACUUGAUAUAUUACUAGUUCCAUUGCUCUAGCUUAUUUAAGAUGUCAUCUAUCUCCUCUUGCCCUGAAACCCCUUCCUUUUACAGCACCCAUUUCCAUAUGGCAGUGGACCUGUGUAGAUUCCACAUACCUCUCCCCCUCCAACUCCCCUGCUCCUGUUCCCGCACUUCCUUUGCACAGUAAAAAUACCUAGUCAGUUCAUGCUUUGGCUUUAGGAAUUCUGUAUCUGUUAUUGUAAAUAACAGAACAUUGAAACCUGCUAGAUUUCUGUAACUCCUGAUUGUUUUAUUUAUCUGUUCCUGUAGCCUUCAGUGGGCCACGUUGUUUUUCCUGGUGCCUAUCAUGAUUUCUCAAUGAUUCAGUGUUCUUUCACAUAGUCCUUGCCCUCUCACCCAUUCAGAAUCUCAUCAAUGCCUUAAAACUCUGCACAUGACCUACAGCUAAUACAAAACAAAGUCUAUGCUUUUGAAGCUUGUAGCCAGUUUGCUAUCCUGGUUGCACAACUUCACGGUUGUUUUUCCCUGUCAGGGAGGGAUUCCUCCAGUGUCCUACCAAUCAAUUACUUAAACUGAAUGGAAUGUCUUCCAUGUGAAUCAAAAUGUAUAUUCUCCUGGUUCUGUGGUUCUGAGAUUUCCUGAGAGUGUAUAGGACAGGUCAGAAGGUUUUCAAUAAAGAGCUGAGGCGAGUUUGGUUACAGAUGCUUAUGCAGAAGAAAUCAUCUUAGUGUGCAAGUUUGGAGCACAGCUUGCCCAUGUAUGCAUCAGUGAAGUUCAAAAAGGACAGGAUAGGUCAGGAGGUUUUCAAGUGUGACAGGAUGAUUCAGGAGCCCUGUGAGUUCCAUCAUUGCCAGAAGCAAAGCAAACAUAAGAGAGAAGGAGAGAGAGAGAGAGAGACUGAGAGCUGUGUGUGACCAAGAGACAAGAGAAAUGAUUACCUUCCUUGUCAUUAUCGAGAUCAGUGCAAUUUAUCCUCCUGAACUCAGAGGGAAAGAUGGCGAGCUUUCCAUAGGAAGGAAAACAAGCCUGGAAGAAACAUGGGAAUCUUAUAUCAACCUUUCCAGCUCUGCAGUUCAAAGCUAGGGACUACCAGGGCUAUGCUGCUUUGGUCUCUUAUAGGACAGCCGUCAUUUCUGUAUCCGCCCCUCAGCUGUUCUGUAACCCAUAUCCCCUUUACAGAAGACAAACAAGUCUUUCUUCAUGGAUGUGCUUGCAAAAUUAGAUGGCAGCUAAAGGGGCUUUCCUAAACAGGCACAUGCACGAAAUGAAUGCAGGAGGGUUUGUCCAUAGCAGGAAGCUUUGCUUCUGCUUUUGUGGGCUCUCUGCUUUGCUCGUAUGGCUUCUGCUUCUUCCUUGGGUGUGUGAAGUCGAUGCAAAGAGAAGAGUUUCAUGUGAUCCUAUCCCAAUUCCACAUGAGUCAUAUCUGUCAGGGGGCUUCCUUAUGGGUGGGAUGGUUUCUCUGAUCUCUGUUUAUUUUUCAGAAUCUUCAUUCAAGGAGUGCCCUUGGCAGGAAUUCACGGAUUAUAUAACUGUUGCGACACAUUUCUACCAAAACAUCUUGUCCUUGACUUUUGCUGUGACUGAGAUCAACAGGAACCCUGGGAUCUUGCCGAAUGUCACACUGGGAUUCCACGUCUAUGACAGCUGCAAUAAUGCCCAAAUGACGUAUCGUACCAUGAUAGAUCUUCUCUUCCGAUCCUAUAGACUUGUGCCUGACUACAAUUGUGAUGCAUGGAAAAGAGUAAUUGCUGUCAUUGGGGCACGUGCCUUUGAUACCUCAUUGUGCAUGGAAAAAAUCUUGAACCCAUUCAAGAUUCCUCAGCUUACCUGUGGAUUGUUUCCCUCAGUGGAGCAGGAGAUGACGGCGCUCCCUCUCUUCUACCGCAUGGUCCCACCUGAUAUCCAUCAGUAUAUAGGAACUGCCAGCUUGCUUAAGAAUUUUGGAUGGACCUGGGUUGGGCUUUUCAUUGUGGAUAGCCCUCAGGGAGAACUUUUCCUGCAGGCCCUGGAAACACUGUUUUUUCAGCAUGGGAUCUGUACAGAAUUCACAAGAUGGAUUCAGAGCCAUUACCAUUUAUACCUAGCAAAAGCAUGGAAUGCUGAGGCCCAUGCAAUGCUUCAGCUAAUCCACUUAAGGACAUCCAGAACCUUUGUCGUCUAUGGUGAAACUUUUACAUUCAUUUAUAUGUGGUAUUUCAUAUGUAAGAAUGGAUAUCCUGGGUAUGAGCAAAAUAUCUUAGCUGGGAAGCUGUGGAUUAUGACAGCGCAGGUUGAUUUUGUGCUAGCAAGCAGAAUCAAAGAGUAUGAUUUGCAAGCUUUCCAUGGUGCCAUUGCCUUCUCCAUUCACACAAAUGAGGUUCUUGAGUUCCAGAAAUUUCUUCAUGUGCUAAACCAGAUUGGACACAUAUAGAUGGUUUUCUGGAGGAGAACUGGGAGCAAGCAUUUGACUGUUCUGUUCCAGAUCCCCAGGUGCCUUACAAGAUAUCUGGGUGAUGUACUGGAGAGGAAAGGCUGGAGAGCCUCCUUGCGUAUACUUGUGAAAUGCACAUGACUGGCCACAGUUACACUCUCUAUAAUGCUGUCUAUGCUGUGGCACAUGCCUUGAAUGCCUUCCAUUCAUCCCAAUACAAUCACAGAAGAAUGGCUGGUGACAUGAAACCUGAUCUUCAAUAUCUGCAGCCUUGGCAGGUAAAGUCACCACAAUGUCAAUGUGCAGAUGAAUGGAUUUUCACAAUGUUAGCAAGAUUGACGCAUCCAGCAGUUCCUCCAUGAAAAGCCUGAUUUAUGGUGCAAUGAAUAUUAGUAAUCUGUAAAGGCAUGUUCCUUUCAUUUUUUGUCUUC